AGAUAGUAAUUCAUUAUGGCUCUGAAAGCGAGACGCAGUGUUUGCCAAUUUUGUCUGCAUCAGCAAGCUGUUGCCGUGUUUAAAACCAUUCCCCUCAACAGAAGAUGUUCCACUAACAGCUCAUAUGGAGAAGAGGUUACUGAAGAUGUGGAUGUUCGGAAAUUACUCAAAGACUCGCGAAUAACUGUACGGACACCUUUAGAGGCUGAUGAUGUUAACCUAGACGUACACAGUGGCGAAUUCAAAACAUCAAUAUCGGCAAAAGCGGUUCUUAAUUUGAACAAACCACCCAAAAGUAAAAACAGAUUCGACUUGAGUCAGAAGAGUGCGUUCAUGUUUGGAGGCGACAGUUUACACAUGGACAGUGUAUUUGUGGAUCGCCUGUCUGCAGACCCCUCUGUGGGGGAGGUGUUCGAGGAAGCCUCUUCUCUGUUGGGAUAUAAUGUGCUCGAUAUCUGCCUUAAUGGCAAUUCUGACUUGUGGAACUCGUUAAAUUACUCUGAUGUUGUUACUUUUGUAACAUCAAUGGCUGAAAUUGCCUGGAUUAAGAAGCAUAGACCAUUAGUCCAUGACGGUCUUAUCAUGACCUGUGGUAUUGGGGUGGGGGAGAUAAGCGCAUUGGUGGCGGCAGGUGCACUUGGCAUGCCACAGGCUCUCAAGUUGGUCAAAGACAGACGUGAUGCCUUGCAACAAGCGGUUCGUUUGAGUGAAAGUGGUUUAGCAGUGGUGUAUGGGAGCAAGAAAACCAAAUUUGCAGCGCUAUGUGAACAUCUGAAAUCUUUUGGCGAGUUGGGUGGGAUAGAAGAACCUGUAUGUAAUGUGGCUAUACAUUUGUUCGCGUGUACCAAGGUCAUAGGUGGUCACAUGCAGUGUCUAAAACAUCUGGAGGCCCUGCAAAAAGAGUAUAAUAUAAGGAAGAUUGUGCCUCUGAAAUCAGCGAUCGCUCUCCAUACUCCCUUGAUGAAAGCUGCUUCUGAGCAGUUUGCUGUAGCUUUGAACGAUGUUGUUUUCAAUGACCCUAAAACGUGGACCGCUUCAGUAUAUUCAGGAGUGACUGGAGCAAGAUAUCAAAGAGAUGACUUUGUAAAGAAGAACUCAUAUGCUGCCAAAAUGAUGCUACUGAAACAGUUAACAUCGCCUGUGAAAUGGGAGACGAUAGCCAACAGGUUUUCUCAAAGAGGCAGAAAUGACGAAUAUCCGAACUAUUAUGAAAUCGGAAGUGGUGCUUUGAUAAAAGAAAGCUUCAGGCAGAUAAAUGCAAAGGCAUAUACGAGAUGUAGAAAAUUGAAAUCUUUCAUUGAAUUUGUCGAAAGAAGAGAAAUUUAAAAUUUUGAUCAUUU
Molecule: messenger RNA, 1340 nt
Organism: Symsagittifera roscoffensis
Lineage: Eukaryota; Metazoa; Xenacoelomorpha; Acoela; Convolutidae
Product: probable malonyl-CoA-acyl carrier protein transacylase, mitochondrial
Exons: 7
Coding region: 16-1326 (436 amino acids)
Molecular function (GO): transferase activity
Source: RefSeq, a predicted model, not a curated record